AUGGUGGUUCCGCCUCUGGAUGAUGGUGAUGGUGAUGGAGAUGGUGAUGACGUAGUAGUUGCUGAAGAUAAUGAUGAUGUUGUUGAGGAAGAUGGUAAGAAGCUGAGCAUUUAUUCCCUACCACCCGAGGCCGUACGUCGUGAUGCUGAAUACUUGCGUAGAUCUAUGUGUGAUGUGGUGAAACAAAAGGGGGCUGCCACUACAGUUUCGGCGAAAUCUUCGUGGGGAGACGACGGAAAAAUAUUGCUUAGUCUCAAAGAGUUCAACAAGGAAAUUCGCCAAAACAGUAGCCAAGAUGAGGGAAACUUGCUUAAGGAGUUUGAUGAUGUCUUUCCGGAUGAUAUACCGCCUGGAUUACCACCGUUGCGAGGCAUUGAACAUCGUGUUGAUUUUGUACCGGGUGCAUCAAUUCCUAAUAGGCUAGCUUAUAGGGCUGUCAAUGCGAUUACCAUAAAAUACCGGCAUUCAAUCCCUCGAUUGGAUGAUAUGCUUGACGAAUUACAUGGAGCACAGGUGUUCACAAAGAUUGAUUUAAAAAGUGGCUACCACCAACUUCGUGAAGAUAGUCUUAAGGUUGAUGAAGCUAAGGUUGCAGCGAUUCAAGAAUGGAAAAAAUGCACUAGUGUGGCUGAAGUUCGGAGAUUUCUUGGAAUGUGUGGAUUCUUUAGGCGUUUUGACCCACAUUUUAGUAUGAUAGCAGCCCCACUAACCUCCCUUUUGAAGAAGAAUGUUCUGUUUAAGUGGGAGGCAAGUCAUAUGGCCGCUUUUGAGAAGCUUCGGGACAGCUUGAUACAUGCUCCAGUUUUGGCAUUACCAAACUUUGAGCGGGCUUUUGAAGUACAAUGUGAUGCUAGUGGAGUUGGCAUAGGUGCCGUGUUGUUGCAAGAAGGACGCCCAAUUGCAUACUAUAGUGAGAAGUUCCAUGGGGCAGCUCUUAACUAUUCGACAUACGACAAGGAAUUAUAUGCGCAACAACUCAGUAAGCGUCAUGCUCGGUGGGUAAGCUUUAUUGAACAAUUUCCGUAUGUUAUUAAGUAUAAACAAGGGAAGGAGAACGUAGUUGCUGAUGCACUCUCUCGGAGCAUUAGCGAUGUUUUGAUUGAGGAGAGUCAUGGUAGUCAUAUACUUGGACAUUUUGGAAGACAUGCUACUUUUGAUGUUCUUAGUGUUCAUUUUUAUUGGCCACAUACGUGUAAACAUGUUGAUUCUUUUGUGGAUAAGUGUCUUGCUUGUAGAGUGUCAAAGAGUACUUUGAAGCCAAAUGUGGUUGACAGGUUUUCCAAAAUGGUGCACUUUAUACCUUGUGCGAAGACAACGGAUGUGAGUCAUGUGGCGAAGUUGUUCUUCCGAGAGAUUGUGAGAUUGCAUGGGGUUCCAAAAACCAUUGUUUCGGAUCGGGAUGUGAAACAUGUUAGCUCUACUACUCAUUUAUCUCCAUUUGAGGUUGUUUAUGGUUUUAACCCCUUAACUCCUACGGAUUUACUGCCACUGCCUAGUAGUGACCAUUUAAAUUUUAGUGGCAGGGAUCGUGCUACAUCAAUUAUGGAGCUGCAUGCCAAAGUACGGGAGAAUAUUGACAAGGCGGCCGUAACAUAUGCACGAUAUGCUAAUCGAGGGAGGAAGCGUGUGAUAUUUGAACCCGGCGAUUGGGUGUGGGUGUACUUGUGUAAAGAACGUUUCCCGGGGGUGUGGCGUGGGAAACUUUCCCCUCAUGGAGCUGGACCAUAUUGUGUAUUGGAGCGCAUUAACGACAAUGCCUACCGCAUUGCACUUCCGGAAGAGUUUGGCGUGAAUGCGACCUUCAAUGUUGCCGACUUGAGUCUAUUUGAUCAUGCCGAUGAUAUUUCUACUAUGGUGGAGCCUAGCCUUGAGGACAAGGCAGCCGAAGGGGGAGAGGAUGACAUGAUAUUGGGUGACCCGAACCCGAAUGUCAGCGGACCAAUCGCGACCCGUACCCGAUCAAAGACAUUACUUUGUUUAGAGGUUGUGAGCCGUUAA
Messenger RNA from Andrographis paniculata, 1998 nucleotides. RefSeq lists its product as uncharacterized. The transcript is spliced from 9 exons. Lineage: Eukaryota; Viridiplantae; Streptophyta; Magnoliopsida; Lamiales; Acanthaceae. Bases 1 to 1998 code for a protein of 665 amino acids. Gene Ontology annotation, molecular function: nucleic acid binding. The record is from RefSeq and is a predicted model, not a curated record.